AUGGCCCUCCUGCCCUCUCUACUCACGGCCCUGGUGGCGUUCAGCUAUGGCCCGGGUGGAUCUCUGGGCUGUGACCUGCCUCCAAACCAUGUCCUGCUCAGCAGGGAGAACUUAGUGCUUCUGAGCCGAAUGAGCAGAAUCUCCCCUUCCUUCUGUCUGAAGGACAGAAAGGACUUCAGAUUCCCUCGAGCCACUGUGGACGGCAGCCAGCUGCGGGAGGCCCAGGCCAUCUCUGUCCUCCACGAGAUGCUCCAGCAGACCUUCAACCUCUUGCUCACAGAGCACUCUGCUGCUGCCUGGAACACCACCCUCCUGGACCAACUGUGCAGGGCACUCCAUCGGCAGCUGGAAGCCCUGGACACCUGUUUGGUGCGGGAGACGGGAGAGGAAGGAUCUGCCCUGGCAACGCAGGGCCCUACACUGGCCUUGAAGAGGUACUUCCAGGGCAUCCGACUCUACCUCAAGGAGAAGAAACACAGUGACUGUGCCUGGGAAGUUGUCAGAGCGGAAGUCAUGAGAGCCUUCUCUUCAGCAAGACCCUUGUAUGAAAGGUUAAGAAAUAAGGAGAGAGAUCUGAGGUCACCUUGA
Messenger RNA from Molossus molossus (Pallas's mastiff bat), 588 nucleotides. RefSeq names its product interferon omega-2-like. Bases 1 to 588 code for a protein of 195 amino acids. Gene Ontology annotation, cellular component: extracellular region. Gene Ontology annotation, biological process: natural killer cell activation involved in immune response; B cell proliferation; adaptive immune response. Gene Ontology annotation, molecular function: type I interferon receptor binding; cytokine activity. The record is from RefSeq and is a predicted model, not a curated record. NCBI's taxonomy places the organism in Eukaryota, Metazoa, Chordata, Mammalia, Chiroptera, Molossidae. The transcript has a single exon.